Molecule: messenger RNA, 2400 nt
Organism: Ziziphus jujuba (common jujube)
Lineage: Eukaryota; Viridiplantae; Streptophyta; Magnoliopsida; Rosales; Rhamnaceae
Product: receptor-like protein 43
Exons: 6
Coding region: 1-2400 (799 amino acids)
Molecular function (GO): protein binding
Source: RefSeq, a predicted model, not a curated record
AUGAAGCUUAAAACACGAGGAUUAAGGAUUGAUCCUUACCUUCCAGAGAUCAAACCUGAGGUGGUCGGAAUCUCGCUGGGAAUGUUUCGAUCUUUAGGUCCUUGGAUCUCACAAACCGCAGUGAAUUGGAGGAAGCAAACCUCGGAUUUGGGUUUAGGGGGUUUGGAUUUGUGGGAAAAGGUGGGCGGUGUGAUUGAAAACUCACCGGAAUUAAGUUUUCCGACCAGCCACUGUGGUCAUCGGAAACCAUCAAUGCCAGCGGUGCGUUCGAUGGCCAUUGGCCCUGAUUUUUGGAGGAAAGGUAGACCAGGAGACAGUGAAUGGAUGGGACAGGUAGUGAGGCAAAUGGAUUCUGGGAUAGGAAGAAAUCUGGACAGCGUAUCAAUUCCUCUUACACCAUUAUCUCCUCUUCAUCUCGUCAGCAUCCUUCGUCUUUGUUUCACCCUCUUCCAAUUCCUUGCCUCCCUCACCAAUCCUCCAUUUUACUGCAACUCAAAAGAGAAUUCAGCCCCAUUUACGAUCUUAGAGAUUGGAAGGCAGGCAGUGAUUGUUGUUUAUGGGAUGGGGUCUCAUGCAACAUGGAAACAGGUUAUGUUGUUGGCCUUGACUAACUACAGCCUUCAUGGUCCUCUGCGUUCGAACAGCAGCCUUUCAGAUAUCACUGGUUCUCUUCUGGAAUUUCAUUCUGACAGCAACCUCACGUCGUUGACACUUCGCAAUGCAAAAUUUGCAAGGAAAAUACCAAAUUCAAUCGGGCCUGUUCCUUAUUCCAUUGGAAACCUUUCUCAACUCUCAUAUCUUUCCCUGUCAGGCAAUUUUUUUAGUGGUCAGCUUCCAUCUACACUUGGCAACCUUGCAAAAAUCCAGGAACUUCACCUCGGAGGAAAUGAAUUUACUGGGGCCGCUUGUUGUUAUCCAAUGUCUACCAGGUUUUUGUUCAUAUCAAAUAACAGCUUGACUGGAAGAAUUGAUCCCUUGUUCUGCAAAUUAAGGGAUCUUGAAGUACUUGAUGCAUCAAAUAACCAUCUGGAUGGUACUAUUCCUCAAUGUUUGGAAAACUUGGAUGGUUCUCUUAGGGUGCUCAAUCUUCAAAGAAACAGCUUCCUUGGGAAUAUUCCUCAAAUCUACAGAGAUAGAAGCACAUUAAUGACAUUGGACUUGAGUCACAACCAACUAUAUGGAAAUAUUCCAAAGUCGUUUGUCAAAUGCAAAAACUUAGACAUUUUAAAUCUCGGACACAAUCAACUAAGUGAUACAUUCCCGUUUUGGUUGCAAGAUUUGCAGAGGCUUCCAGUUCUAGUAUUAAGCUCCAAUAAAUUUCGUGGCGCAAUAUGGUGUCCUCGUGAUUUUUUUGGCUUUAUGACAUUGAAAACCUUUGAUCUUUCUCAUAAUGGUUUUAUCGGAAACUUACCUUUGGAAUAUUUUAGAAAUUGGACUUCCAUGAGUUCUAAAGUUUCCAAAAUGGGAUUUGAGUUAGAUGCAUUAUACAAUGAAAAAGGGACCUAUAAUGAUUCGGUGAAGAAAAUAUGUAAGGGACAAGAAAUGGAGUUGGUCAAGACUCUAACAGACUUCAUAUCAAUUGAUCUCUUUAACAAUAAAUUAGAUGGAGAAAUUCCAAGUACGUUAUGGCGUCUCAGAUCUCUAGUUAUGCUGAAUUUGUCAAGCAACAGUUUUGGUGGACUCAUCCCAUCAUCUUUAGGAAAUCUAAAAGAGCUUGAAUCAUUGUACCUGUCUAAUAAUAAGCUCUUUGGUAAAAUCCCUCAGCAAUUGACAGCCCUCACUUUUUUGGCAUAUUUAAACUUGUCUCACAAUCAACUUGUGGGUCAAAUACCACAAGGUGGACAGGUUUCUACAUUUCAAGAUUCUUCUUUGGAGGGUAACAUGAGAUUGUGUGGUCUUCCAUUGUCUAGAAAAUGUGAAAGCCCUCACUUGCCAGCUUCUGAUGGUGUCAACAAUAAUGAGAAAUCAGAUUCCAUAUUUAGUUUUGGAUGGAAAGCUGUAGUGGUGGGAUAUGGAUGUGGACUACUAAUUGGAAUGGUGGCUGGACAUGUGGUCACCUCAAGGAGGCCGGAUUUGAUUUCCAAAGUUUUUUGGGGGAACCAGUUUGCUACAUUUGAAACAAGUUCAUAUGAUGGGAACUUGGGGUUACGUGGUUAUCCAGUAGCAGCAAAAUGUGGGAGUUAUGUGGCCUUAAAAUCACCACCACCAGCUUCUCAAGAAUCAUGGUUUCAUUUUGCAUUUGUUUGGGUGACAUUUUUGCCAGGAUGUUUUAGUGGGCUGGUAGUUGGAAUUGUUGCUGGGAAUAAUGUUGUACUUGAAGAAGCAAUUUUGGUUUAUGGAGAUUUUGCACCUGUGGGAAGGGAAAAGGAUAUUUAUAAGGAGGAGGACGUGAGGGUUUAG